Callithrix jacchus (white-tufted-ear marmoset) is the source of this 10654-nucleotide messenger RNA. It is a transcript of the gene HIVEP1, whose product is annotated as HIVEP zinc finger 1. The record is from RefSeq and is a predicted model, not a curated record. Lineage: Eukaryota; Metazoa; Chordata; Mammalia; Primates; Cebidae. Gene Ontology annotation, biological process: regulation of transcription by RNA polymerase II. Gene Ontology annotation, cellular component: nucleus. Gene Ontology annotation, molecular function: DNA-binding transcription factor activity, RNA polymerase II-specific; zinc ion binding; RNA polymerase II cis-regulatory region sequence-specific DNA binding.
UUUGAGUAAUUUUUAAUGUGAUUAUGUCAUGUCAUCUGAACCCUAUACUCUAACCUCAGGAUAAAGGUUUAGAUUCUUUUGAUGUUACUGUGUCUGUGAUCUUGCCUGCUUCUCCUGGCACAUCCCUCCCGUGGUGCUCCCUGUAUUGCCCCUACCUGGGGUUCUCCUCGCUUACUGUGCUGUUUCUAACCAUCAUGCUUUGCCCUGAAUCUCUCUGAGUCUUUUUCUGCUGUGGACCAAAACUUCAUCCUGAGAUUCACCUCUGAUCUCUCUGGGCAGACUCCCAGAACACUCAGCUGGGAUGGGUUGGAGCUGCUUGAGGUGCAGUUCCCUCCGCCUCUGAGUUGCCAUCCAUGAAAAUGCCUCAUGUCUGUAUGUCCCUAUACUGUAGGGCAUGUAGCACAUUGGUGGAUACUUAGUAAAUGUUUGUUGAAGAAUUCAAGUUUUUAAAUUCCCCCUUUCAUCAGAUAACUAAAAAAUGUGUAUGCAUGGCUGGGUACAGUAUCUCAAGCCUGUAAUCCCAGCACUUUGGGAGGCCGAGGCGGGUGAAUCACCUGAGGUUAGGAGUUUGAGACCAGCCUGACUAACAUGGAGAAACCUUGUCUCUACUAAAAAUACAAAAAUUAGCUGGGCAUAGUGGUGGACGCCUGUAAUCUCAGUUACUUGGGAGGCUCAGGCAGGAGAAUUGCUUGAACCCAAGAUGUGGAGGUUGCAGUGAACCGUGAUCCCGCCAUUGCACUCUAGCGUGGGUGACAGAGUGAGGCUUCAUCUCAAAAAAAUAAAAAUAAAAAAGUGUAUGCAUAUAUAUAUGUAUAUAAAUGUGUUUAAUGUUCUAAUUAUUCUUGUAUUAUUUUCCAUGUAAACAUAAUGGUUUUGGAUUUCAGUUUAUUUUUUCUUGGGAGAAUACAUGUUUUGGAAGAUAUUAAACCCACCGCAUUUAUAUUGUUCACUGGUAGUAUCUUGUUCCAAGCUAUUUCUAUUGAAACUCUUAUUAUUAGACCAUCACAUGGUUAUAAACCACUCACAGAAUUUGAUACUUUGGUGCAUCCCAUGGAUUAAAACAUACUUUAAAAUUUGACAUCUAUAUAUUAGUUAAUGUAAUCAUGAUUUUGUUAAUGGGGAUUUAUAUCUGCUUUCCAAUCUCUGUAGCCAUAUGAAGUGUAAACUAGCCAUUAUAUUUGCUUCUUUAAAUAUAUAUCUGGGAAAUGCAACUUCAGACAAUUACAAUAUAAACUAAACCUGGUAACAAUUGAAUAAUGAAACAAUGAAUUAUAAUCUAUUCAGCUUUUCCCUCCUGUAGAAUUAUUAAUAGAUAGUUGGCUAUUUGGUAUAAAAGUAAAAAUAUUUUUAAAACCUUGACUUUUGUAAAUAAAGGAGAAUCUGCAGAAGAAACAAUGCAUAUUAAGUACUGAUUGUUUCUUGGUUGUCAUAAUGGAUGGCCUCUCUCUCUCUGUCGUUUUUAAGAAAGCCAAAUUACAGGAUAGGUAAUGUCUUAAAGGAUUCUUAUCUCAAAAACUAGGAUGCCCAGAUCUAAAGGGGCUUGCUGAGAUACUGGGUGGGUAAAUAAAGCUCAGCAAAUCAUAAUCAUCUUUGGAUUCUCAGUCAUGUUAUGUAAGUGGUCAUACAGAUGGAUUUUUAACUCUGAUUUUCCUAAGUUGCUUUCCUAUCCAUUAAACGGUUGGGAAGGUGCUGUCAGAUACAGAAUAAGAAGAAUAGCAUGACUGUGACUUUAAGAAGGAAAUUAAGUAGGGAGGGAAAAUGGGGAUGUUGUGACUGCUGACAUUUGUGGCCUCCUUUCAUUUGCGUAAGAGGUGGACUGGCUUCUCUGUGGCUGCGGUUGCCAUGGAGAGGUAGUGGGGGAGGACUUCUAGGAGGCAGCCCAUGAGCGAGUCUGCCUUAGAGCUGCUCCUAAAUGUGACGUGAAGGGGCAGGGAGCUCAGGUGUGCCGCGGCGGCACAGAUAAUGGGGAUGGCUGACCUGUCAUGGCUGACAAAAUUGAAGAAGCACAAAAAGAACUUAAUGGGGCAGAAGUUUCAAAAAAAGAAAUCUUAGAGGCUGGUGUUAAAGGAACUUCGGAAUCCCUUAAAGGUGUGAAACGCAAAAAGAUAGUAGCUGAGAAUCACCUGAAAAAAAUACCAAAAUCCCCACUGAGAAAUCCUCUUCAGGCAAAACAUAAACAAAAUACAGAAGAGUCAUCUUUCACCGUUUUUCAUAGUGCGUCAGAGUCUCAGAAGAAACAGAAUUAUAUUCCUGUAAAAAAUGGGAAGCAGUUUAUCAAACAAAAUGGAGAAACACUGGGAAUAAUUGCUGAAGCCUCAAAAUCUGAAGAAUCAGUCUCCCCAAAGAAGCCCUUGUUUCUGCAGCAUUCAUCUGAACUGCGUAGAUGGAGAUCCGAAGGCACUGACCCUGCCAAAUUCAGUGUCCUCGAUGAACAAUGUGACUCGAAUUCCUUGUCAAGUAAAACCAGGACUGACAAUAGUGAAUGCAUCUCUUCUUGUGGCACUACAUCCCCCUCCUAUACAAACACCGCAUUUGAUGUCUUACUGAAAGCAAUGGAGCCAGAACUGAGCACCUUGUCACAAAAGGGCUCAUCUUGUGCAAUUAAGACAGAAAAACUGAGGCCAAAUAAGACUGCACGAUCCCCUUCCAAAUUGAAAAACAGUUCAAUGGAUGCCCCAAAUCAAACUUCACAGGAACUGAUUGCUGAAUCACAGUCUUCUUGUACCUCGUACACAGUCCAUGUGUCUGCUGCUCAGAAGAACGAGCAAGGGACAGUGCAGUCAGCUUCUCAUUUGUAUCAUCAACAUGAACACUUUGUUCCCAAAUCCAACCAACAUAAUCAGCAGCUUCCAGGGUGUUCAGGUUUCACAGGAUCACUGAUGAAUCUGCAAAAUCAAGAGAAUGCCAAACUUGAACAGGUUUAUAAUAUAGGAGGGACAUCAUCUGUAGGCCUAGCCUCACCUUCCAGUAGAUCUCAGGUUACUCCUCAAAACCAGCAAAUGGAUUCUGCUUCACCUUUGUCAAUAAGUCCAGCCAAUUCUACACAGUCGCCCCCCACGCCAGUCUAUAAUUCAACCCAUGUUGCCUCUGUUGUUAAUCAAAGCGUAGAGCAAAUGUGCAAUCUUCUUCUGAAAGAUCAGAAGCCAAAAAAACAAGGAAAAUAUAUUUGUGAGUAUUGCAAUAGAGCAUGUGCAAAGCCUAGUGUGCUUUUAAAGCAUAUCCGCUCCCACACUGGAGAGCGACCCUAUCCCUGUGUGACUUGUGGAUUUUCAUUUAAGACUAAAAGUAAUCUGUAUAAGCACAAGAAAUCCCAUGCACAUACUAUCAAACUGGGUCUUGUCUUGCAACCAGAUGCUGGUGGCUUGUUCUUGUCCCAUGAGUCCCCCAAAGCACUUAGCAUUCAUUCAGACAUAGAGGACAGUGGGGAGAGCGAAGAGGAAGGUGCCACUGAUGAGAGACAGCAUGACCUCGGCACCAUGGAGCUGCAGCCUGUGCACAUAAUAAAGAGGACGUCAAAUGCUGAAACUUUACUAAAAUCAGGCUUCACUCCAAGCAGUCCAGAAAAUGUGGUAGGUGACUUUUUGCUACAGGACAAAUCUUCAGAAUCACAAGCUGUGACAGAGUUACCGAAAGUUGUGGUCCACCCUGUCACUGUGUCCCCCUUAAGAACUGACAGUCCAAAGGCCGUGGAUCCCAAGGCUGAACUUUCUAGUGCACAAAAGCAAAAGGACCUUCAGGUGAUAAACGUACAGUCACUUUCAGCCAACAUGUCCCAGGGUGGCAUCUCCAGGUUGGAGACUAAUGAGAAGUCCCACCAGAAAGGGGACACGAAUCCACUGGAAGGAAAGCAAGACUCUCACGUAGGAGCAGUACACGCCCAGCUACAAAGGCAGCAGGCUACGGAUUACUCCCAAGAGCAGCAAGGGAAGCUCCUGAGUCCUCGAAGUUUAGGAAGUACAGAUUCUGGUUACUUUUCACGUUCUGAAAGUGCCGAUCAAACAGUGAGUUCACCGACUCCCUUUGCCAGAACGUUACCCAGCACAGAACAAGACUCAGUAAGGAAUAACGGACCCUCUACAGCUCGUGUCAGCACAUCAUCAGCACCCUCUGCUCUGCCCACAGGGGAGAAGGCAUUGCUUUUACCAGGUCAGAUGCGCCCACCCUUGGCCACAAAAACACUUGAGGAGCGGAUAUCGAAGCUUAUCUCAGACAAUGAAGCCUUGGUAGAUGACAAACAACUGGAUAGUGUGAAGCCGCGGAGAACUUCACUCUCAAGACGAGGAAGCAUUGAUUCCCCCAAAUCAUACAUAUUUAAAGAUUCGUUUCAGUUUGAUUUAAAACCAGUGGGACGGAGAACAAGUUCAAGCUCUGAUAUACCGAAGUCCCCUUUCACCCCUACUGAAAAAUCAAAGCAAGUGUUUCUUCUGUCUGUACCUUCGCUUGACUGUUUACCUAUCACAAGGAGUAAUUCCAUGCCGACUACAGGUUAUUCAGCAGUACCUGCAAAUAUAAUACCUCCUCCUCAUCCACUAAGAGGAAGUCAGUCAUUUGAUGACAAAAUUGGCGCCUUCUAUGACGACGUGUUUGUAUCAGGACCUAACACUCCUGUACCCCAGAGUGGACAUCCUCGUACACUUGUCAGACAAGCAGCCAUAGAAGACUCUUCAGCAAAUGAAAGUCAUGUUCUCGGUACUGGGCAGUCCCUGGAUGAGAGCCACCAAGGAUGCCAUGCCUCUGGUGAAACUGUGUCUGUGCGGAGCAAGGCAUUGGCACAAGGCCCACAUACAGAAAAAAAGAAAUCUCACCAAGGGCGAGGGACAAUGUUUGAGUGUGAAACUUGUAGAAACAGGUAUAGGAAACUGGAAAAUUUUGAAAAUCAUAAGAAAUUUUACUGUUCUGAGUUACAUGGACCAAAAACAAAGGUAGCCAUAAGAGAACCUGAGCACGCCCCUGUGCCUGGUGGUCCGCAGCCGCAGAUUUUGCACUACAGAGUGGCUGGGUCCACUGGCGUCUGGGAACAGACGCCCCAGAUAAGAAAAAGGAGGAAAAUGAAAAGUGUUGGGGAUGAUGAUGAACUUCAGCAAAAUGAAAGUGGAACUUCUCCAAAAGGCUCCGAAGGCCUGCAGUUUCAGAACGCUCUGGGCUCUGCUCCCAGUUUGUCUAAACAUAAUGUUACCAUAAGAGGUGACCAGCAGCAUAAAAAUACACAGUUGCAAAACUCCCAAAUUCAGCUUGUUGCCAGGGGCCCUGAGCAGACCAUGGAUCCCAAGCUGUCGACCAUCAUGGAGCAGCAGAUAAGUUCGGCAGCCCAGGACAAGACAGAACUGCAGAGACACAGGACUGGGAUCUCUGUCAUCCAGCACACCAACUCCCUGAGCAGGCCCAACUCCUUUGACAAGCCUGAGCCUUUUGAAAGAGCCUCCCCAGUGUCCUUCCAGGAGCUGAAUAGAACAGGGAAGCCCGGGUCUCUGAAAGUGAUAGGAAUCUCCCAAGAGGAGGGUCACCCUUCUCGGGACGGGUCUCAUCCUCACCAGCUUGCACCAUCAGAUGCCCUCAGAGGAGAACUUCAGGAAAGCUCCAGAAAGAGUCCAAGUGAACGACAUGUGUUAGGACAGCCCUCAAGACUUGUCCGGCAGCACAACAUCCAAGUUCCAGAGAUUUUGGUCACAGAAGAACCAGAUCGGGACCUGGAAGCUCAAGGCCACGAUCAAGAAAAGUCAGAGAAGUUCAGUUGGCCCCAGCGGAGUGAAACCUUGUCAAAAUUGCCAACAGAGAAACUGCCACCCAAAAAGAAAAGGCUGCGUCUGGCUGAGAUAGAACAUUCCUCAACAGAAUCGAGCUUUGAUUCCACUCUCUCCAGGAGUCUAAGUAGGGAGAGCAGUUUAUCACACACUUCGAGUUUCUCAGCCUCUUUAGACAUAGAGGACAUUUCUAAAGCAGAGGCUUCCCCAAAAGUCGAUUUUCUAAAUAAAGCUGAGUUUCUUGUGAUCCCAGCUGGCUUGAAUACGCUGAAUGUUCCUGGAAGUCACCGGGAAAUGAGGCGUGCUGCAUCAGAACAGAUAAACUGCACGCAGAUGUCGAUGGAGGUCUCUGAUCUCAGAAGCAAAUCAUUCGAUUGUGGAAGUAUCACCCCAUCCCAGAUGACGCCGCUUACUGAAUCGCAGCCUCCGUCUUCACCUUCUCGAAUGGGAGUGACUGGGCACGUGCCUCUCAUAGAAAGAAGGAGAGGCCCACUGGUACGGCAGAUAUCUUUAAACAUAGCUCCAGAUAGUCAUCUGUCUCCCGUAAACCCAACAUCUUUUCAAAAUACUGCUCUUCCCAGCGUGAACGCAGUGCUGUAUCAGGGGCCUCAGCUCACCAGUACAUCUUUAGCUGAGUUUUCUGCACAUACUUUGUACUCUCAGACUCAAGUUAAGGAUCUGCAGGCAGAAAUGUCAAACCCUGGCUCUACCAGCAUCUUUCCCGUUCAACAGCUUUGUGAUAUCAAUUUGUUAAAUCAAAUCCACGCACCCCUUAGCCACCAGAGCGCACAGCUGUCUCUGCAAGUGUCUACGCAGGGUGGCAAACCAGAUGCCAGUUCCACUUUAUCUGGGUUUUCUAAAAGUGAGGAUUGCUUUGCUCCCAAAUACCAAUUGCAUUGUCAGGUUUUCACUUCAGGUCCGUCUUGCUCUUCUAAUCCUGCACUUUCUUUGCCAAAUCAAGUUAUUUCAGAUCCAGUUGCAACAGAUCGUUGUGUGACAUCAGCAGGUUUACCAACCAAAUUAAUCGAUACCAUGUCUAAUUCGCAUCCUCUGAUACCGCCAGAGCUCAGGCCCCUUGGAAGUCAGGUGCAGAAGGUGCCGUCGUCAUUCAUGCUGCCUGUACGUCUGCAGAGUAAUGUUCCUGCUUACUGUUUUGCCGCACUCACGUCCCUGCCACAAAUACUAGUGACCCAGGAUCUGUCCAGUCAGCCAAUUUGCCAGGCUAAUCAUAGUGUAGUGCCAAUCAGUGAAGAACAAAAUUCGGUGCCAACAUUACAAAAAGGUCAUCAUAAUGCUUUGCCAAACCCAGAGAAGGAAUUUGUGUGUGAAAAUGUUCUUUCAGAGAUGGGCCAAAAUUCUUCUCUGUCAGAAUCCUCACCCAUACCUCAGAAGACAUCUGUUGGUCGACUUUCCCCUCAACAAGAAUCUUCAGCUUCGAGUAAAAGGAUGCUUUCCCCUGCAAAUAGUUUAGACAUUGCCAUGGAAAAGCACCAGAAGCGGGCCAAAGAUGAAAAUGGAGCUGUUUGUGCAACAGAUGUGAGACCUUUAGAGCCUUUGGGUUCGAGAGCUAAUGAACCUAGUAAACAGAAGAAACCUGUUUUAGUGAGGCAGGUUUGUACUACAGAGCCCCUGGAUGGUGUAAUACUGGAAAAGGAUGUUUUUUCUCAACCUGAAAUUAGUAGUGAGGCCGUUAAUUUGACAGAUGUUUUACCGUCUGAUAAUUCGUUAUCAGGAUGCUCUAAGUUUGUCGUUAUAGAACCUAUAAGUGAAUUGCAGGAAUUUGAAAACAUCAAGUCAUCCACAUCAUUAACUCUUACAGUUCGAAGUUCACCUGUCCCUUCAGAAAAUACUCUUAUUUCUCCUUUGAAAUGUACGGACAAUAACCAAGAAAGGAAGUCUCCCGGGGUUAAAAAUCAAGAUGACAAAGUGAACAUCCAAGAGCAAAGUCAACAGCCGGUCCCUUCUCUUUCACUGUUUAGCAUCAGGGACACCCAGCAGCUGGCUUUCCCUAGCCUGAAGACUACAACCAACUUUACAUGGUGUUAUCUCUUACGGCAGAAGUCAUUGCAUUUGCCUCAGAAGGACCAGAAAACUUCAGCCUAUACUGAUUGGACAGUAAGCUCCAGUAAUCCAAAUCCACUUGGUUUGCCCACAAAAGUUGCACUUUCUCUCCUUAAUUCAAAACAGAACACUGGAAAAUCACUAUAUUGUCAAGCAGUAACUACCCAUUCCAAGUCAGAUUUAUUGGUCUAUUCAAGCAAGUGGAAAAGCAACUUAAGCAAGAGAGCAUUAGGUAAUCAAAAAUCCACAGUAGUUGAAUUCAGCAAUAAAGAUGCCUCUGAAAUUAACAGUGAGCAAGAUAAAGAAAAUUCCUUAAUCAAAAGUGAACCAAGAAGAAUUAAAAUAUUUGAUGGAGGAUAUAAGUCAAAUGAAGAGUAUGUAUAUGUCCGGGGCAGGGGAAGAGGAAAAUACAUUUGUGAAGAAUGUGGAAUACGUUGUAAGAAACCUAGCAUGCUAAAGAAACACAUACGAACCCAUACAGAUGUCCGCCCCUACCACUGCACUUACUGUAACUUCUCCUUUAAGACUAAAGGAAAUCUGACAAAACACAUGAAGUCCAAGGCGCAUAGCAAGAAAUGUUUGGAUUUAGGCGUCUCAGUAGGUUUAAUAGAUGAACAGGAUACAGAAGAAUCAGAUGAAAAACAGAGAUUCAGUUAUGAGCGGUCUGGAUAUGAUCUUGAAGAAUCUGAUGGCCCAGACGAGGAUGAUAAUGAAAACGAAGAUGAUGAUGAGGACAGCCAAGCUGAAUCAGUCCUGUCAGCUGCGCCCUCGGUUACAGCCAGCCCACAGCACCUCCCAUCUAGAAGUAGCCUUCAGGACUCUGUGAGUGCUGAUGAGGACAGCAGGAUCACCGAUUGCUUUUCUGGGGUACAUACAGACCCAAUGGACGUUCUGCCCAGGGCGUUGCUCACCAAAAUGACCGUUCUGAGCACGACACAGUCUGACUACAGUAGGAAGACACUCUCUCCAGGGAAGGCCAGGCAGCGCGCCGCAAGAGAUGAAAAUGACACGAUUCCGUCUGUAGACGCUUCCAGGUCUCCUGAAGCUGCACCCAGGUCCCCGUGUCAUCAGAUGUCUGUGGACUACCCUGAAUCUGAAGAAAUCCUGAGAAGUUCUGUAGCAGGAAAAGCUAUUGCUGUAACACAGAGCCCAUCAUCUGUAAGACUUCCUCCUGCUGCCACCGAGCACAGCGCCCAGACAGCAGCGGUGAUGCCUUCUGUGGCCUCGCCACAUCCUGACCCUCAAGAACAGAAGCAGCAAAUAACUCUACAGCCGACUCCAGGCUUGCCUUCUCCCCACACUCAUUUGUUUAGCCACCUUCCUUUGCAUUCCCAGCAGCAAUCAAGGACACCUUAUAAUAUGGUUCCAGUUGGGGGGAUCCAUGUGGUACCCACUGGCCUCACCUACUCCACGUUUGUGCCCCUUCAGGCUGGACCAGUGCAGCUCACGAUCCCUGCUGUCAGUGUCGUCCACAGAACUUUGGGUACUCCCAGGGAUACGGUCACAGAAGUGUCUGGCACUACAAACCCCGCUGGAGUGGCUGAAUUAAGCAGUGUUGUGCCAUGUAUUCCUAUUGGCCAAAUCCGCGUGCCAGGCCUUCAGAACCUGAGUACCCCAGGCUUGCAGUCACUCCCCUCGUUAAGCAUGGAAACCGUCAAUAUUGUAGGCCUAGCUAACACCAAUAUGCCCCCUCAAGUCCAUCCACCGGGACUGGCUCUGAAUGCCGUCGGACUGCAGGUUCUGACGGCAAACCCUUCCCCGCAAAGCAGCCCCGCUCCUCAGGCACACAUUCCAGGUCUCCAGAUCUUGAACAUAGCAUUGCCCACCUUAAUCCCCUCGGUCAGUCAAGUAACCGUUGAUGCACAGGGAGCUCCUGAAAUGCCAGCUUCUCAAAGCAAAGCGUGCGAGACACAACCCAAGCAGACUUCCGUAGCCGGUGCAAACCAGGUCGGCGGGACCGAGUCUCCUCAGGGGUCACCUCAAGUCCAGCGGGAAAAUGCAAAAAAAGUUCUGAAUCCACCUGCCCCCGCAGGUGACCAGGCAAGGCUUGAUGGCCCGAGUCAAAUGGACACAGAGAAGGCUGCCUCGGCAAAUCACGUGAAGCCCAAGCCUGAACUCACUUCCGUACAGGGCCAGCCAGCAUCCACAUCACAACCUCUGCUGAAGGCACAUGCUGAAGUUUUUACAAAGACCUCAGGCCAGCAGACUCUCUCUCCGGACAGACAGGUGCCCAGGCCCACAGCACUGCCCCGGAGGCAGCCCACUGUGCAUUUCAGCGAUGUGAGCAGUGACGAUGACGAGGACAGGCUUGUGAUAGCAACCUAAUGGGUUUUAUUUUUUAUUGCUUUUUUUUAAGUAACACUUAAAGGUUUCUUUGAAAACCCUCCUUUCCUUAAAGCACAUUUUUCUGGCAUAAACUCAUGACUAAUCUUUGUGCAGUCAUGAACUUUUGACCAAUAAUUGUUGUUUUGUGUCAGCUCCAGCCAUUUUUGUACAUGUUGUAUAGACAAUCGUGCCUUUUAGGAGCUUUAUGUUUAGAAACUGUACAGAUUGUUGAAUAUCUAUAUACAUAAAAAUAUAUAUGUACAUGAAAACCAGGUAGUUAUUUGUGUUUAGUAAGGAAAACCUGUCAAAUAAAUCAAAUGAUUAAAUUAUAUGUUCUACUGUUGAAUAUAAAUUUUAUGGCUAUGGGGCAGAGUUUCUGUGUAUAAAUUAGUACGUAAACUCCAUAUUUAUUGUAUUCAUAUUAGUCUUUGAAAAUGAGUCUGUCCUCCUUGUGUAAGACAGUAACUUUACACUUCAGAUUUUCUGUGUUAUGAAAUGUUCCAGUAAAAUAUUGUUUACUGCCUUUA